AUGAAGUUGCCCGCAGGUUCCAUAUUUGUAUUUCUCUCCACAGUAGCCGGCACCAGUUCUGCCUUCUUGCAGAAGCGACAGUUCAGUGAUGACAGCUUCGACUGGGCCACCGUCAAACCUUCACGCAGCUUGCAGUACCACGACUGCUAUGACAGGUUCAAGUGUGCGCGCUUGAAGGUGCCGCUCGACUGGACAACUGCCAAUUCGUCAAAAUGCGCAAGCUCGUCCCGCUGGGCUGCCAUCGGCAUAGUCACCCUCCCGGCGUCCGUUCCCGAGACCGACCCGUCAUUCGGCGGCACAAUUCUCAUCAACCCGGGCGGCCCUGGCGGGGGCGGCACUGAAAUGGCAUUGGACAUCGGGGUUUAUAUACAGGCAAUCUUGGACGGAGAUCGACACUAUGAAAUCCUCGGGUUCGACCCACGAGGUGUGGCACUGAGCACCCCUCGCGCCGACUGUUACAAUGAUGACCUCAAACGAGCCGCCGAUUUCAUCCAGAAAGAGGGGCUGCCGGCGAUUACUUCCGGCCCUGAAGCUCUGACUUACCAGUACCAAGCGGCAAGGGGCCUGAGUGACCUCUGUGCAGAGGCUGGGGAGGACAGCAUCUUCAAUUACAUGUCGACCGCCUCUGUGGCUCGCGACAUGGUCGAGAUUGUGGAUCGCGUUGACGAGUUGCGGCACAAGAACUUGACCUCGGCGGAGGAUGAGAAGCGCGAGCUGCCGAAACUGCAGUAUUUUGGCAUUUCGAUGGUGCUUGAUGGCGUAGCCGACGCCGACGACUACAUCAGCGGUACUUGGGCGAAGAACCUCAACGAUGCUGAAGUUGUCGUCGACAAGUUCUAUGAGACUUGCUUCCACGCCGGAGACCUCUGUCUCCUGAAACAGGAAUCAGAUGGCAGCGCGGCUGACAUCAGGAAGCGCGUGGACGACUUCAUACAGGAGUUGGCAUACGAACUGCUUUCCAUUGUUCUCGCCACCACCCUUGCGGGCGAUUACAGCCUUCUACUGCAGAGUCCAGCGGUCAACAAUUACGAGCGCAAGGAUGUCUGUGUCGUGCCAGGCGACUACUACCCUCCUCAGAAUUACACCUGGGACAGCGAGGCCGGAAUGGGUGUGCUUUGUGGCGAUUCCGCUAUCAAGGCCGGCGAGCGCAACAACGUUUCCUGGGCUGCGAGUAUAGUCGAGCAGCUUGAUGCCCAGUCACCAACUGCUGGAGAGCCUUGGGCGCGGAUUCCGCUUUCCUGUUCGGGGUGGACGUUUCAGCCGAAAUACGCCUUUAGGGGUCCGUUCGGCCACUUGGAUCUCGACCUUUCGAAGACAGAAGACAAGCCCGCGGCUCCGCUCCUGAUUCUGUCGACGCGACACGACCAUGCUACACCACUUGCCAACGCCGAACAUCUGUCGACGCUUUAUCCCGGAUCGGCCGUCGUCAUCCAGGAGUCUGUGGGCCACUGCGCUUUGGUCACCUCCAGGAGCGAGUGCACUGCGCAGCAUUUGCGGACGUACUUUGACAUUGGAAAGGUCCCGAGAAGCGGGACCACGUGCGAGGAAGAUUGCUCCCCUGGGAUCCCUUUUGUGCCCUGUCCAGGUUUCGCCGAUACGCCGAGUUGA
Verticillium alfalfae VaMs.102 is the source of this 1608-nucleotide messenger RNA. RefSeq lists its product as hypothetical. The record is from RefSeq and is a predicted model, not a curated record. The transcript has 4 exons. Lineage: Eukaryota; Fungi; Ascomycota; Sordariomycetes; Glomerellales; Plectosphaerellaceae. Bases 1 to 1608 code for a protein of 535 amino acids.